AGCAGAGCACUAGUCCUUAUGGAGCUUCUCUAUCUAUUCUUCUCAAUUGUCUCCACUUUUAUAGCUUCCUCCUUUCACACUCUCCUCCUCCCCUUCCGCCUCAUUUCUCACCCACGCGCCGCCGCAGAGCAUGACCAUGUCACCCUCUACGAAGGCGUCGUCUGGCACACGCGCCGCAGCCCCGUCCAUCAUUCUUUCCAGUAUUCCGUCCGUUACGCCCUCUUUGACCUCGACCGCUCUCCCAAUGUCCCACCCGACCAUUUCUCCGCCGAUGAAGCUCGUCGUAUAUCCAGAACCAAUGGACCGAUAUUCUUGUUGACUAUACCACCAAGCGUGGGAUAUGAACAAAAUCCGUUGAGCGUGUAUUAUUGCUAUGAUGUUGAACGCUCCUCGCGCAAUUUGAAGAAAUGCAUUGCCGAGGUAACAAAUACACCGUGGGGUGAAAGAGUAUCAUUUUUAUUCGACCCCGAGUCCGAUAUAGUUGCAAAGCCGCUUCACGUCAGUCCUUUUAUGGAUAUGUUAGGGAACUGGAGCAUCAGAACUACUGCACCUGAAGAUGACCUAUCGGUGGACAUCUCAGUACAACAUCCUGAGCUAGGCAAGUACUUCAGAGCUAUAUUGACAGCCAAAAAAGUCUCUUCCAAGAUGGCAAGGGAUCAAGCAUCUUUUUUCUGGUUAAUGCCUCACAGAGUUGCCAUUUGGAUAUAUUGGCAUGCUGUCAAGUUAUGGUGGAAAGGUGUUCCCUUCAUCCAGCAUCCAAGAUAUCACAGUCCAAAAUACAGGGAAGAAGCUUUACUACGGGAUGAAAAACUUCAAUGCUGUCCAUCGCUUGGGUCUAAUAAAGAUAGCAAUCAAACAAUUGAAGCAAGUAAAUUGUCUCGUGUGGCUGAAAUCAGCAGCAAAUCUCGUUGUUUUACUUGGAGAGAUGCCAAAUGGCCAUGGUGCUGAAAAGAGGCAAAUUCGGUUUGGCUAGUCCAAAAUUUCAUCUUGCCUCACGAGUCUAAAUGCAUCAGAUUUGUGUUAAACCUAGUUCAUAUUAAUUACACUUGUACACACUAGCUACCAUUCAAACAAUAUAAGCUGCGUACAAAAUCUUGAACUGAUCCACAAAAGCUAUCCAUUGUAGUUUUAUCAUUUCUGGCUUUGUCAAAUUCUGUUCAGUCUGAAUUUUUAUUGAGUUUGUCUAAAAUCGGUCUUUACAAAAAUGAGAAUCGAUUGGGAAAUGGCCGUAUGUUUACGAUCGUUCGACAUUCACAUUUUCAGAUUUAUGGUAUAUGGUGAAAAACCGUUUGCGGAACUUGGGUUGAAAUUAUGAGGUUCCAAUUAGUUUCUAUCACUCUCUUCCUUCCCCUCUUUGUGUUGACUUGUGCCUCCACCUCGCCGGUGCUGUGUUGCCAACCUUUGUCGUCACUGUGCAUUCUCUCAUCCUUACUCUCCCGGAUCGCUAAUUCUUCUCUUCCUACUAUUCCAGAUUUUUCAGAUAGAUAUAGAGCUCAUGAAGGUAACAUCAAAAUUUAAAUUUUGCCAAUUAAACAUUAUUUUUUUGGGGUUUUUUUUGAUAAUUUGUGGUAACAUCAAAACAAGUUGGUCUUUGGUUUCCAUUUUCUUGUUUGUUUGAGUUUUAGUUAAUGAGUCAAAGUUUGGUUUGGAACCUUUUCGGAAUAAUGCCUGAAUGCAUAGGAUUUGCGAGUACUUAUGUAGAUUUUGAGUGCCUACAGUUAGAUGCUAAAAUUUGUCAGCUUACCUUGCAAUUAAAUAAAUGUAGAAAGUAGAAGGUGAUGAUGAUUUUGUGGAAAAAAUCUAUUAUAAUGAAUCAUAUCUCAUCCAAUAUAUUUGUAUGUUUAUGGCUUUCAAUUUGAUUAUUUUUGCUCCAAACAUUUCUUUCUUAUUCUUACAUGGGGAGUUGUAGAAGAAAUUAAUAUUGAUGUUUGUAGUUCUAAGAAUCAAGAUUGCUUCUUUGAACGGUAAAAUGAUCUGCUUACCACAUUUCUUUGGGUACUUGAACAUUUUUUUAUUGAUCCCGAGGCUUUUGGAACCUUUGGUUGGAAGUAAACUAAUAAUACUACUGCAACCACCAUUAUAUUCAUCUCUUGAUUUUCUAUCUCUUGCUUUUAGCUUGAUUCCAGAUAUUAACUAGCAGUACUUCUUAAGUGUCUCCCCUGCUUAUGCUUAAAUAUCUCCUAUCCUAGUAGUUCCUCAGCCUGUCAUGUUUUAAUUACAGGUUAGUGCCGACUUCUGGCUAUUGAUGCGACCGUUACCAUAAUUUUUGACUAACGCUUUUCUCCAUUUCUAUGUUCUUGGACAUUUUCUAUGUGCUGUUUUGUAGGCUUAUGUACAACAACAGCUAGAAACAAGUAGGAUAAGGAUUAACUUGAGCAAGACAUUCAAAACGCCCAUGCUCCGGUUGGUCAAUGCAUGAGAAAGAUGCACUUCCAUUUUUAAAUCAACUGGGUAACACCUUUUUAUUGACAUUCUUGAUGACUUGUGGAGAUGACUAGUUUUUGACAUUUUUCACCAAGCAGGGAUCUUUUUCAGUGACGAGUGUUUCGGAUCUGAUCACCUCAAGAGCGGCUACGGUGGUUAAGAUACCACAAAAACUCAAGGCCCCUGGUCAGAUCUCGGGGGUCCAAAAGAAAAAGAGCGCUCCUGGCGCUUUUGCCAUCACCCCAUUAAUCCCGGUCCUGGAAGACACCUCCAGGACCUUGGCCAUUCCAGAGGGGGUAGCCACCCGUGGUGUGAUAGUCGUCGCUCCACCUCCCCAAAGCCGAGGUAAACAAAUCCAAGUGCCAGAGGGGCCUGUCACUGGGUCCUCCCUUUGGAAUCGACACUUCGUCCAAUCCGUGCUUGAAGGGGAGGACAAAAGGCAUCCCGGUUGACGCUAGUGCCCGGAAUGGGAUGUCUCGGUCAACGACACAUGUAAGGAUCCUCGAGUUGCCCAUCACCUUCUCGUCCAUUCUAGUCUGUCCCAAGAUCACACAUUCGUGAAGAAACUCACCUCGGAAGAGCUGAUGCAGAGCACUUCGGUUGCAUGGGCUUCUACUUCUGCUUUCUCGUCCGAGCUUAUCCAGAGGUACACCAGCAUGGUUGAGAACCAGCCUCCUGCCGAGCUCAUGGACAAAGUAUCUCGGCUCAAGAAAGAAUUGAAGGUGGCCGCGGAAAAAAAAGGCCCAACUCCAGAAGCAACAUGACACCACGGUAGCCGAAGUGGAGCAUUUCAAGACUACCAUCAACUCCUUGGAGACUGCUUUUGAGAAAGAAAAGAAACGAAGACAAGAGGAGGAGCAGUCUUCUCGGGAAGUUAUAGAGAAGGCCGGUAGUACUGCGGUCGAAGCUUUUCGCUCUUCCGAGACCUUCAUGAAAUACCUCGGUGAGUUGACUUUGUCGAGUUUCAUGUUCGGCUAUACCACGACCAUCCAGGAUGCAGCUUCCUUCCUGACUCCGGAGCAGCUAGACGUGCUGAAGGACAAGCCUAACUACAACGAUGAUGCUAAGGAACUAUGCGACCGCAUGGCCAAUGGCAUCCAAUUCGGGCGAGAUCUGGCCGAAGUCAGAGAAGAAUUCAAUCGCGAGAUCGCCGAAUUCGAACAAGCGUCGGACAAUGAGUUCGGCGGAGCUGCUGGGGGUGAUGGUAGAGAGGGAGCGGAUUCCGUCGAGGUAGGUGGCUUUUAGAUGAGCUGCUCCCACCUCGGCCUCUUGUACUUGUAUUCGACCUCCGAAAUUAAUGAAAUUUAUCUUUUACUUCUUUCCCAA
Messenger RNA from Coffea arabica (coffee), 3750 nucleotides. NCBI's taxonomy places the organism in Eukaryota, Viridiplantae, Streptophyta, Magnoliopsida, Gentianales, Rubiaceae. The record is from RefSeq and is a predicted model, not a curated record.